AUGUCAUCAGACUUACUCCUCUUGCCAUCGCAACAAAAAGUGUUACUUGUGUUGAUGGUCUCUGUCAUUCGACCUCCCGUUGAGGAGAGAAGAAGUCAGAAGUCUGUUGAGAUUAAGAUCGAAUCAAAACCGGAUGAAAAUGAGAAGAAAGCGAGUAAACGUAGGACAUUUCCUAAGAAAAGGGAGCAUGAUGUUUCGGCCUCAUCCUUCAGUGGAUCGCUUCGUGGUUCCGAAGAUGUAAAGACCGAGUCGAAGACCGAUGUCCCUGUAGAUGCCACACGCAUCGCGAAACAUGACACAGGUGUGGCUGCUCUCAAUCCGGAGAACAUGCGAAGUGUUUUUCAUAAGGAGAAGUUCGCUAUGAAGAAGCGAAAACUAAUGCAGCGAUCAGAGAAGACGGCUCGAGCGGAACUAUUGAAUAGAGAAGAGGAGGGUUUCAUUGAAGGAGACGAAGGCGAACCUACAUAUGUAAUUAGACAAAAGGAAAUCGCUGAUGCAGUCGACAUUGCCAACGCAAGCAAGUACUUCGAACUUCAUCUUGAGAAUUUUGGUCCGUACCGGAUUUCAUACACUGACAAUGGGCGUCACCUUUUAAUAGGUGGCAAAAAGGGUCAUAUCGCAGCAUUGGACUGGCAAACCAAGAAACUGCACUGCGAGACCAAUGUAAUGGAGACAGUUCGAGAUGUCCAGUGGUUACACACGGAAAAUCUGUACGCUGUUGCUCAACGGCAUUACACGUACGUGUACGACAAUCAGGGAACGGAAUUGCAUUGUGUGAAACAAUUCCAUGAAAUUCGCCGGCUAGAAUUUCUCCCUCGACAUUUUCUAUUAGUUGGAUCUGUAAGUUCCACGUCGCCCCCGAAAACUUGCAUAGUGGGGCAAAAUAAGUGGUUUAGAUGGCGUUUCAGAUUCAUCUAG
Messenger RNA from Cooperia oncophora, 918 nucleotides. NCBI's taxonomy places the organism in Eukaryota, Metazoa, Nematoda, Chromadorea, Rhabditida, Trichostrongylidae. The record is from the annotation of a GenBank genome assembly.